AAUAUGUCCAUGGAGCUCUGCGUUCUCGGACCUCUCACCGGUCGGAGUUUCGCCAUCGCCGGAAAACCUAAUCUACUACUUCUCCGUCCAACGACUCUCCCUCUUCUCCGUCUCUCCCUCCCGCUCUCUCUCCCACAAUUCUCUUCUUCGUCUUCAUCUUCUCGUCUCACUUCCCCCAUAGUAUUUGCUGCACAGGAGAGUAACUUAAGUGUAUCAAAUGAAAGUGAAACUAGUGAGUGGGUGAUGCAAGAUUUUUAUACAUUGAGGAAAGAUGUUGAAAUAGCAUCAGCUCGUGUUGAAGAGAUUAGAGACUCUGCUGGUUUAACACAACUAGAACAAGAGAUUGCUAAUUUGGAAUCAAAAGCUACUGAUACUUCUUUUUGGGAUGAUCGUGUUAAAGCUCAAGAAACGCUUUCGUCUUUGAACGAUCUUAAAGAUCGUAUGCGGUUGCUUUCUGAGUUCAAAUCCAUGGUUGAAGAUGCGGAAACGAUUGUUAAAUUAACAGAAGAGAUGGACUCUACUGAUGUUAGUUUACUUGAAGAAGCAAUGGGAAUUAUUAAAGAGUUGAAUAAAUCUCUAGAUCGGUUCGAGUUAACUCAGCUUCUAUCAGGACCUUAUGAUAAAGAAGGUGCUGUAGUCUACAUUACAGCUGGUGCUGGAGGAACUGAUGCUCAGGAUUGGGCGGAUAUGUUGCUUAGGAUGUAUAUGAGAUGGGGAGAGAAGCAGAGGUACAAGAUCAAAGUUGUUGAAAUGUCUAAUGGAGAGGAAGCAGGGAUUAAGUCAGCGACUCUUGAAAUCGAAGGGCGUUAUGCAUAUGGUUACAUUUCAGGGGAGAAAGGAACUCAUAGGAUUGUUCGACAAUCGCCAUUUAAUUCGAAAGGCCUACGACAGACGAGCUUUUCUGGUGUGGAAGUGAUGCCGCUUUUACCUGAGGAAGCAGUGGGAAUCGAAAUACCAGAGGAGGAUCUUGACAUUAGUUUCACCAGGGCUGGUGGAAAAGGAGGACAGAAUGUUAACAAAGUUGAAACUGCUGUUCGGAUUACUCACAUCCCUACUGGUGUUGCUGUCCGUUGCACAGAGGAGAGAAGUCAACUGGCAAACAAGACGAGAGCUCUGAUCAGACUAAAGGCGAAACUGUUGGUGAUUGCGGAGGAGCAACGCGCGACUGAGAUCAAGGAAAUAAGAGGAGAUGCAGUGAAAGCUGAAUGGGGACAGCAGAUCAGGAACUACGUGUUUCAUCCGUAUAAACUGGUUAAGGAUGUCCGAACAGGUCAUGAAACUUCUGAUAUCACAUCUGUAAUGGAUGGUGACUUGGACCCUUUUAUCAAAGCUUACCUGAAACACAAGUACACCUUAGCCAUGGCUUCUGCUGCAACCAAUUAGAAUGUUGAGGAUAUGCUUCUUCCUUCUUUUUUUUUGGUUUCUCUCCUUAGAUAGAAUCAUCCCCUCUUAGACUGUUCAGUUAUAUAACAAAAUCUUGGUAUCCAACGACGGAUAAACUUAAUAUGAGCUUAAGUGUGCUUGUAUCUAUUAUUAAAACCGCAUUUGAUUCUAAACAAAAAGAAACUUUAGACAAAUCUAACCAAGGAGAUGUGGGAAUGUAUUUGGUGUGAA
This is a messenger RNA of Capsella rubella, 1614 nucleotides long. Its product is annotated as peptide chain release factor PrfB1, chloroplastic. Gene Ontology annotation, molecular function: translation release factor activity, codon specific. The transcript is spliced from 7 exons. Lineage: Eukaryota; Viridiplantae; Streptophyta; Magnoliopsida; Brassicales; Brassicaceae. Gene Ontology annotation, cellular component: cytoplasm. The record is from RefSeq and is a predicted model, not a curated record. The coding region runs from base 4 to 1383 and encodes 459 amino acids. Gene Ontology annotation, biological process: translational termination.